Messenger RNA from Acaulospora colombiana, 1577 nucleotides. Lineage: Eukaryota; Fungi; Glomeromycota; Glomeromycetes; Diversisporales; Acaulosporaceae. The record is from the annotation of a GenBank genome assembly.
AUGGAUACGUCUACUGGAUUUAGAAUGUUUACAGCUGUGCAUAUUACUUAUUUUAAACCUUCCAAUAUUAAAAUUCGUUCAUUUAUUUGCAUCAAAAGAUGGUAUGAAGGUAAUCCAUGCAAUAUGCACCUUCUAGAUUUGUCAGCAAAAGUCAAGGAGGGCGUGAUAAAGGCUGGAAUGGUUGGAUACAGGUUCAACACCGUGGGCGUGAGCGAUGCCAUUAGUAUGGGUACAAGAGGGAUGAGUUUUUCUCUCCAGAGUAGAGAUUUGAUCGCGGAUUCCAUCGAGACGGUUAUGGAUGGACAAUGGUAUGAUGCUAAUAUCUCUCUCCCGGGUUGCGAUAAAAACAUGCCGGGCUGUUUGAUCGCAAUGGGGCGUUUCAAUCGUCCGUCUAUCAUGGUUUACGGUGGAACAAUUCGUGCCGGAAAAUCUCAAUGCGGUCAAGGCCCUUUAGAUAUCAUUUCGGCAUUUCAGUCUUACGGCUCAUAUGUUGCUGGAUCUAUCAACGAAGAACAAAGAAUGGAUAUUAUAAGACAUGCAUGCCCUGGCGCCGGGGCUUGCGUGGCCUCGGCGAUUGAAGUAAUGGGAAUGACACUACCAUACAGUUCAUCAACACCCGCUGAAGACCCGGCCAAAUUAGAGGAAUGUUUCAACGCUGGCUACGCUAUACGCAACCUACUUGAGAGAGACAUCAAACCAUCCGACAUUAUGACUCGUAAAGCUUUCGAGAAUGCGAUGGUUGUCACUAUGAUACUAGGUGGAUCGACAAACGCCGUGUUGCACCUGAUCGCGAUUGCGAGAUCCGUGGGUGUAUCAUUAUCGUUGGACGAUUUUCAGAAAGUUAGCGAUAGGACACCUUUCUUGGCAAAUCUAAAACCUAGUGGCAAAUAUGUCAUGGAGGAUUUGCAUAAUAUUGGUGGCAUACCAGCGGUCUUAAAAUAUCUCCUAGAAAAUGAUUUAAUCCACGGAGAUACCUUGACGGUAACAGGAAAAUCCCUUGCUGAAAACCUGGAAUCUGUUCCGGUUUUAACAUUUGACAACCAGGACAUUAUUUAUCCGCUCUUAAAACCUAUUAAACCCACCGGGCACAUUCAAAUAUUGAGGGGAAACCUUGCACCCGAAGGAUCAGUUGCAAAAAUCACAGGAAAAGAGGGGUUGGUAUUUUCAGGUGUGGCAAAGGUUUUUGACGGAGAGCAAGAGAUGUUAAAGGCAUUUGAACGUGGGGAGAUCAUCAAGGGACAAGUGAUUAUUAUUCGCUACGAAGGACCUCAAGGUGGACCGGGAAUGCCUGAAAUGUUGACUCCCACAAGUGCGAUAAUGGGGGCAGGACUUGGAAAAGAUGUUGCCUUGCUAACCGAUGGAAGAUUCUCCGGUGGCAGUCAUGGCUUCAUCAUUGGACAUGUAACACCCGAAGCACAAAUUGGAGGACCAAUUGCUUUGGUAAGAGAUGGUGAUAAAAUAGUGAUCGAUGCGGAAAAAAAAUCGAUCGACGUGGACAUUAGUGAACAUGAAUUUUCAAAGAGACGAGAAGAAUGGAAAGCUCCACCAUAUAAGGCAACCAGAGGAACCUUGUAUAA